AGUCAUCAUCUGGAGGUGGCGGCCACAGGCAGUCUCGAUAGACUGAGGACACCAUUCUAACCUCAUCAGCCAGUGGCCUCUCUCUCCAGCCACGCCACAGGCAUUGUAGGUGUGGCUAUUGAUGUGAGGUCCUGUGACCUACGUGCACAUUGCCUUACUGCAGUUUCUGUGUGUAUGGGACAUCAGAGAGCAUCAUCUGCUGCAGACUGUGUCGGUCAAGUUCCCUUUCACCCAGCGACAGCCCGACUUUGGUCCCUCUCCUCUCCUUACCCUCCCACUCCCUCUCCCACACUCAACAUUUCCUGUAAUGAAUACAUGGCCAGGUUUACUCUCAAUGAAGCUGCUGGGUUGGAAGGAGAAAAAGUGGACAUUGGUCACACACACCCAGUUUGUGGAGUUUUCUUUAUACCUCACUUUGAUCAGCUGGUGAGUGGAUGUGAGGGAGGAGAAGUGAGAGUGUGGGACGUUGGUUUCAGAAGGACCUGUAUGAAGGUAGAGGGCUGCCACAGAGACGAAGAGCUGACAGCACUGGCAGUAUAGACACUGAGGGAGGUCGUAUCCUGACUGGGUCACGUUUCGGAGCCAUCAAGGUCUGGGACAGUCUGACGGGGCAGAACCUGCAGAGUCUGGAGACUCCUGGAGCCACAGAAGUUGUCAGCAUACUGCACCACCCAGAGAUGAGGAGGUUCCUUGCCACUGGCUGGAACAGACAGAUAUCUGUCUUUGAAGACAAGGAAGCUCAGCUAAGUCCAGAGCCAGCCUGGGCUGGUGGAACCCCACACUGCGAUGACAUCAUCACCAUGGACUACUGUUCUCCCUACUACCUUGCCACUGGCAGUUUUGAUGGUCUCACUGUUGUAUGGAACACCGACACUGAACGGAUUGUGGCUCAAUUCAGAUCACAAUUAAAGAGAAGAGACCAGAUUCUCACAUCUGCCACUCUGAAGUCUCCUACAUCACAACAUCCACCCUCUGCUACCAAUUCUCUCUCAACAUCAUCCAGACCAGCCAGUAGGAGGCUUUCAUCAUACAGACUCAAGUCUGCAAGCAGUUCCCACUUACACCACGUUCCUGUUGACAAACUUCUGUUCUUGAAAACACGUGUGAAGUCUAAGGCAAGAGGCCAAAGUACACUAGUGACCAGCGAAGGAGGACACGCAUUCUUCUGGGACAUGUUCAGUUCUGGUCCUCCACUUGGUUUGUGUCCCUCCCUACGUAUAUUAAGCUACUGUGGUAGAUACUGCUUCUUCUCUCUAUAGGUUCAUUCCAAAUGACUGAGAAGGAGGGAGAAGUGGUGAUGGCAAUGGCAAUAGAUGACAACUGUCGGUGGCUGCUGGCAGGAGACACUGCUGGCUAUCUCCACCUCUUCAACAUUGAACACUACUGCACCCACCAACACACACCAGAUGAAGGAAAGGUGGAGGCUGAGCUGAGUUGGGAGGCCCAUUCCAGUGAGGCCAUGAGUGUCGUGUGGGUGGAUCCCGGACUCGUCGUCUCAGGUUCGGCUGACCACUCACUGAGAAUGUGGACUACUGAUGGCCAGUGUGUUGGCUGCUUUGGACAGCCACCUCAGUCCUGGGCAUCACCAGCAGCAGCUACUCUCUCCUGCCAAAUCUCCUCACAAAACCCCCAUGCCACUGAUGAUGCUUCAACAGAGGGUAGUGAAAGAAGUGUGGACGACCAUAAAGAAUUUGUCCAAGUGGAAAAAGAGAUUCUCCCAGUGAGAUGGCACAGGAGAAGGUCCUGAGUAAGGACUACCAGGUGGUAGUUAGACAGAGAAUGGCUGAGAAACUGGAGAGGAGAACUCAGUUCUCUACAGUUGACACAGCUGCAGUCUCUCGUAUCCCGGCCCAGUUCUCCCCAUUCCAGGCCCUGCAUGUACAAGAUAUUGCUGAUAUUGAGAUACCUACAGACAUUGAUACAGCUCUAACAACUCCAUGACCAAAGAGAGACUACCUGUAGCUAGACACCAUUCAAUCUCUUUUUGGGUCUAUAAAGACAAUACCCAAGAUAUGUCAUUAUUUUUGGAUAGUUUUGGCUGUGUGUAUUAAAGAGCUUGAUUUUAGCUGGUGACGCACCAUGCACUAUGACACAAUGAACCUACACUUUGCACUGUAAAUUUAUGGGGAAAAGAAAGGCCUGAGAUAGCUAGUCUCCUGCCUUUGUUAGUUAUGAGAGUGGAAGAGUCGGUUUUGCCAUGGAGACAAGUGAAUUAAACUAACAUAUUUAAGGAUGCUGACACCCCCGACCCCAACGCACACAACCCCUAUAUUGUUGCCUGGU
Geodia barretti is the source of this 2283-nucleotide messenger RNA. Lineage: Eukaryota; Metazoa; Porifera; Demospongiae; Tetractinellida; Geodiidae. The record is from the annotation of a GenBank genome assembly.